Messenger RNA from Eimeria mitis, 1551 nucleotides. RefSeq lists its product as uncharacterized. The record is from RefSeq and is a predicted model, not a curated record. Lineage: Eukaryota; Apicomplexa; Conoidasida; Eucoccidiorida; Eimeriidae. The transcript is spliced from 5 exons. The coding region runs from base 1 to 1551 and encodes 516 amino acids.
AUGAUUCGUGGGCAGCCGGACAAACGCGGCGACGGGGAUGCGGGCUCUUCCCCCUCCCCAUCAAGAUCAAAGCGCCGCACAGGCCGCGACGCAGCGGCAUGGAACGACCCAGAGCUUUUCGGUGGGGGAGAGGAAGAGGAGGAUAGAUACGACUCCGAUCGGGGCGAUGCACACCGCCACAGCGGGAAACCCGACAAAGUAACAUCCACCGAUGAAAAGUGGAGUGCAGCGGCAUGGAACGACCCAGAGCUUUUCGGGGGGGGAGAGGAAGAGGAGGAUAGAUACGACUCGGAUCGGGGCGAUGCACACCGCCACAGCGGGAAACCCGACAAAGUAACAUCCACCGAUGAAAAGUGGAGAAGGCCAAGUACCUUCUCAGGCUCUGAGGCAUCAGACCAGGAAGGGAAAGAAAAUGCUGCGGAUACAGCAACAGCAGCAGCAGCAGCAGAUAAUCGUCGCACCCAGAGGCGGACCCGCCAGCCCCCGUUGAGCGCUGCCUCCUUCCUGCAGUCGCCAGAGGGGGCCCCCGCGGACGGUCUUUUGUCUUUAUACUGCAACAUAAACUACGCGCGAGAUAAGCUGCACAAGUUCAAGUUCUUCGACAGAAAUGCAGCACGAGAGGCGAGGAAACGAGAGUAUAGGAAGGAGCUGAAGGCGGCUCAGGCGUUGCUCGCCCUGAACGCCCGCCAGCCGCAGCGGCAGAAACAAACGCAAGAGCUGCUGCAAGCAGAGAUAACCGUGCGGAGCCGCAGGCGGCUGUUGGCGCGGCUGGAAGGGGAGGAGCGGCUGGAGCUUCGAGAGGACCUGAACACGUUGAUGAGAGAAAUAAGAGAAGGCAUUGUUGCCUUCUACCCUUACAAUGAACAUAUCUCCCGCUUGGCUCGCCGCCUUGAUAAGAUCAGCGCGCAGCCCGAUAUGUGGGCACAGUACAGACCCCGCCUCGUUCAGCUGCACCUCUCAGGCUUUCUUAAUAAAUGGAUGGAUAGGGGUUGCCCCCCCGACCCCUACGAGAUGCUGCAGAAGCAGUCGCGCGGUGAUACAGCAACAACAGCAGCAGCAGGGGAGGCGGCAGAGACGGGGGGCCCAUCAUACAUGGAGGAGGACGUGGGGGGGCCCCCCGAUAUACCUUUAGAAGAAGAAUACCCUUUCCCGGAUGAACCCUGGGCACAGAGAGAACCACAGACAAACUCUACAGAGGCCACAAAGACCGCAGCCCCAGCACAGCCCAACAUAGAAAAGGCUGCAGCAGCAGCAGCAGGGGAGGCGGCAGAGACGGGGGGCCCAUCGUACAUGGAGGAGGACAUAGGGGGGGCCCCCGAUAUACCUUUAGAAGAAGAAUACCCUUUCCCUGAUGAAGCCUGGGCACAGAGAGAACCACAGACAAACUCUACAGAGGCCACAAAGACCGCAGCCCCAGCACAGCCCAACAUAGAAAAGGCUGCAGCAGGUCCCUCAGAAGAAGAGCUCAAGGAGCUGCGGCAGAAACAAAUGGAAGCAAAGGCCCGCAGAGAAAAACUACGAGCAGCACAGCGACAGCAGCAAACGGUUUAG